UUCAUACGUUCUGCGGCAACGUUCAAGGCAUCGAAGAACGUGCCGGUUACAAAAAAUUUUGACAAAUGUUAUUUACACCGUGUAAACCGAUUUUUGGAUUUGUUACAUUCUUUUGUUUAGCUAGGAGUAUUAGCGCUAAUACUUAUAAAAAUAUGAGUAACUUGGCAGGGGUUCAUUCUGUUGCCUAUGUCACUGUUCCAACGCAGGAUGUUGCUAAAAAAUUGGCGCAUGGCAUAGUGAAAAGUAAAUUGGCUGCGUGUGUUAAUAUUAUACCAGGUCUUACUUCUGUGUAUGAAUGGAAAAAUGAGAUCGUCGAGGAUAAUGAAUUGCUACUGAUGAUAAAAACCAGGACUGAUACUGUUGAUGCUCUUACAAAAUAUGUUAAGGAAAAUCAUCCAUAUGAAGUUUGUGAAGUAAUUUCUUUACCUAUUCAGAGUGGAAGUGAAAAGUAUCUUCAAUGGAUAAGCGAAGUGGUUCCACCUAUUGAUAAAAGGAGUUCUAACUAAGUAAGGAGUUCCAUUCCAUGUGCAUCCAAGAGAAACUUAAGUUGUAAUUACAAUAACAUUUAUUAUAGUCCAAAAGUAACAUGAUUCAUUUCCUAAACUUCCGUUACGAAGAGUUAUGAUUUUCUUAAAAAAAGAAUACAGUUCAUUAAAAUAUAAAUUAAAAGCAUUAUAAUUUGAUAAAUUUGAACACAUGUAUAGCUGCAUAUAUAUAUGAAUAUGUAUAAAUGAAUUCUACACUACAAAUAAAAAAUUAAUAGUUAUACAAAUAAAAAAAUUG
This is a messenger RNA of Osmia bicornis bicornis, 783 nucleotides long. It is a transcript of the gene CUTA, whose product is annotated as protein CutA homolog. Lineage: Eukaryota; Metazoa; Arthropoda; Insecta; Hymenoptera; Megachilidae. The transcript has 6 exons. Gene Ontology annotation, molecular function: copper ion binding. The coding region runs from base 66 to 506 and encodes 146 amino acids. Gene Ontology annotation, biological process: response to metal ion. The record is from RefSeq and is a predicted model, not a curated record.